This is a messenger RNA of Ectocarpus sp. CCAP 1310/34, 1273 nucleotides long. Lineage: Eukaryota; Phaeophyceae; Ectocarpales; Ectocarpaceae. The record is from the annotation of a GenBank genome assembly.
AUGAUCGACGUCGAAGGUAAGAGGUCGUUCACCUCUCAGAACAUCAAGGACGAGGACGGCAAAGUCCCCACGUUUAUUCGCCAACGGUGGGCACGGUGGUUCCACAAGCUUCUCAACACCAAGUCGCCGACCAUCGACCUGCAUGCGGCUGACAAGGUCAAGCGGUGGCCCACGUGCGUGCCACUCGACGACAUCCCAUCUCUACUUGAGGUUGAGGAAGCGGUACGGGAAAUGGCCAACAGAAAGGCCGUCGGGCCGGACGACCUACCGGCUGAGCUGAUCAAGCUUUUCCUGGACGGAGAUCAAGGUCUCCUCCGCGAAUUCCACGCCAUUGUCGUGGACGUGUGGCAGACUGGGGACGUACCACAGCAGUGGAAGGAUGCCACCAUCAAAGUGCUGUUCAAGAAGGGGGACACAACGGAGUGCGGCAACUACCGGGGCAUCUCGGUCGUCGCAAACGCCGGCAAGGACAGCCGCCUCCCCAAGCGCAUGCUGUUAGGAGCGAUGGCGGGGGGCGUGGGAUACCGGGGCGGGCAGGAGAGCGACUGGGUGUCUCGUCUAGGAGAGGACCUCGUGGCCUUCAACAUGGGAGACGAAAAGGAAGGGGGUGAAUGGAAAGAGAGCGCCAGGGACCCGGAGGUGUGGUACAACAAGGUCGAGGACGGGGCAGCAUGGUUUAUGAGGAAAUUGCACAGGCAGGAGGCGGAAGCGUCCGCGAAGCGCCAGCGCGCGAGGGACGCAGAAGCAGAGGGUCCGGCCAUCUCAGGACCGAAGAGAAAGAGGGUUGGGGAAGCGGCGGUGGGGGGGUAGAAGCGCGACCGGGCACUGCUGUAGAAGCGAGUAAGGCGGCCGAGGCAGCACUUGUGGCGAACUAUGUACCCGGCUGAUGUCGUUGCGCCCUGUUUCCCUCCUUGCUGUAUGCUAAACUCCUUUAUGUAUGUCCUUUGUAUUGCCUUCGGCCUCUGUGCUGUGCUUCUGUGUUUCGUUUUUUUCAUGACCUCCCUGCCUACUUUGCUGUGUUGGGUGCCGUGAUCUCGUUUUGCUGUUCCCUUUGUUUUUGUACGUCUGGCUGUCUGCCCAUCUGCCGCCUCUUUGUCCUGUUUGCUCCGUUACUCCCACGCCCUGGUGCAUAGUGCCUGGUGCUGGUACGGUACCCUUUGAUUUUUUCUUUGGGCGGGUGUGUGAAGCGUCCUCCGUAUUUGUGUUUUUGUCUUAUUUUGAUCGGUUUCCGAGGGCUCUUUUCUCGAACGGUCGGUGCGAUACCUGUUCUUUU